GGCUCCGGCGUCUAGGCCGGCCCACCCACCCCAGCGCGCAGGGCAGGGCAAGUCGCUCCAUGGCGCUGGCAGAGCUGGCCGCUCGUCUGAACUGUGCGGAGUACAAGAACUGGGUGAAGGCCGGCCACGGCCUGCUGUUGUUGCGGGCGGCCCUGCAGCGCUAUGUCGGGGAGCAAAUCCACGCUUUCCACCGCCAGCUCGUCGCCCGCCACGCCGACCGCCUCGCGCCGUCAGGCCGCGGCUGCACAGGGAGCUGCACCCCUCGAGGCAGGCAGUUUCAGCCUGCCUGCUCCUUAUGUAAAGAAUGGAAGAAGGAGAUUUUGAAUCAUCACACGCACAGGAAUGGGGAGGUUAACUGGGGAAACUGCAGACCUUGGCUGUGGCCUUCUAACUCAUGGGAGUUUGCAAAGGCAUAUAUGCCUCGUGGGAAAUCAGACAUUUCUGGGCCAGACAAGUGUGAUGCAUCAGCACUGUUAAACCUCUUCAAUUUUUGUGAUCACUUCAGCAGUGUUGAUCAGAUAAAAGUCAAAGAGGUGAUUAAGUGCCGCAAUGAACUAAUGCAUUCAUCAGAUAUGAAAGUCUCUUCUUCCUGGCUGAAAACAUUUGGAAAUCAUGUUCAGAAUUUAUUAAAUGAAUUCCAACAUGUUCCAGAGGCUGAGAGGGCUCAAACAACAAUAGAGAAGCUUCUGUCAUCUGACUGGGCUGUUUACAUACCAGGAGAAGAUCAGCUUGAUGGAUUGGAAGGAGAAAUGAGUCAAAGCCAUAUCAGUGAAAUAGAAGCAGAAUUGAUAAAAGAGAGACUUCAUGAGAUCAGCCUAGCAAUGGAAGCACAAGGAACAAUGUCGGAAAAGGAUUUAAGUAAAAUGCAGAUUUUAAGGAACUUCUUGAAGAACAACCAUGAUCUACAAAGAACCUUGAAAGCAGAAAUACAGAAUCUAGAAGAUCUGGUACAACUGUACAGUCAAAAGCAAUCCACAAAAGAUACUCCAGAAGAGAAUUAUGAACAAGAAGAAGGCGAAGGUUGUCCUUUACCAAAAAGGAAGCAUAUGGUAUGAAGAACCUAUCAUUCUGCUCAACUAAGGAAGGUGCAUUCUGCCAAUGGAACUGAGGCAGGACAUGCUACCAUCAACUGAGCAGUAGAACCCCGUUGUCUAAUGGAGUAUAGGAAAGAACAAUUACAAAUGGAUUGCUCCAUUCUGCUGGGAUUUUCACAGAUGGUCCUCAUGCGUGUUAAUUGGUAGAAACACAGUGUCAAACAGUGCACAGAAAUGAAGCGUGUGCAAUUUUCUCAGUGUGCAAAGAGCAGUGCUAAACUUUUCAGAGUAUCCAUUGGACAGUAGCAGGGUGUCUUGAAUGUUUUUGAGAGCCAAUUUAAGAACAUAAGAACAAGCCUGCUGGAUCAGACCCGAGUCCAUCUAGAAGAAGAAGAAGUGUUUGGAUUUAUAUCCCCCCCUUUCUCUCCUGUAGGAGACUCAAAGGGGCUUACAAUCUCC
This is a messenger RNA of Sphaerodactylus townsendi, 1493 nucleotides long. RefSeq names its product linkage group 04 CXorf38 homolog (gene LG04HXorf38). The record is from RefSeq and is a predicted model, not a curated record. The transcript has 7 exons. Bases 60 to 1055 code for a protein of 331 amino acids. Lineage: Eukaryota; Metazoa; Chordata; Lepidosauria; Squamata; Sphaerodactylidae.